Molecule: messenger RNA, 850 nt
Organism: Cladocopium goreaui
Lineage: Eukaryota; Dinophyceae; Suessiales; Symbiodiniaceae
Source: the annotation of a GenBank genome assembly
AUCUCCCAGCUCUAUAGUCCACAGAACAGCACGGUUGCGAACAGCUCGUGUCAUGGCGCGCCCGUGGUGGGCCAUAGGCGUUGCUUUGAUGGCCUGUGCCAAUGGGCAAGAGGCGCACGUGGAUGUCUUGUUGGAUCAGUUGAACUAUCAGGUCAUCAAUGACAAGGACCUGCAUCGAUUGAGUCCCGCCAUCGCGAGCGUCAUGGCGCAGGCGCUGGGCGUUUCGAGCGAAGAAGUUCGAAACAAUGCCGGCCUUGUGAGUCAAGUCGACCUGCAUCCAGGCACCUCUCACAACGAGUGGAUGUCUGGUACGUGGCCCCUCGAAAAACCAGGCGUUGGUACCUUGGUCUCCGCGCGCGUGGAGUUGCCCAGCACCAUCGCCUUUAUCGCAGAGAGUAGCCUGAAAGGCAGUCAGUUUGAAUCUAAGAUGAGAAAAGUGGCCCAGGAGGUACUAGGUGCCGACCACGAAGCCAUUGCUGGGCAGAUCUUUGUCCGCGCCGCCAUGGUUUCUCAGGAUACGGCGACAGAGGCUUCCACGCACCUCCGGGGUUCGACCCGGAGGACAGGACCCUCCGAGGGCACACGGCUCUUGCUGUACAGUUCGCUUGGGGUCGUCUUGUUGCUGAUCAUUGGCAUGCUUCUCUGGUGCUCCAGAGGUCUGUGUGCGCGACGAAAUGCUUCGGAGUCGAAGGGUUUUCGACAGGUGGGCUACGAUGAGGACAUCCCCAUCUACCAAAAUCGGCAGUGGUGGGGACAGGGUCAUUGAGUCACGGCAAUCUGCGAACCGCUCAAAGGGAGGGUUCGAGACCCAGGACUGAGCAAAGCAGUGGGAAUUCCAUGGAAUUCCGUA